Molecule: messenger RNA, 2431 nt
Organism: Tyto alba (common barn owl)
Lineage: Eukaryota; Metazoa; Chordata; Aves; Strigiformes; Tytonidae
Gene: RUNX2
Product: RUNX family transcription factor 2
Exons: 6
Coding region: 592-2202 (536 amino acids)
Biological process (GO): neuron differentiation; regulation of transcription by RNA polymerase II; hemopoiesis
Cellular component (GO): nucleus
Molecular function (GO): RNA polymerase II cis-regulatory region sequence-specific DNA binding; ATP binding; DNA-binding transcription factor activity, RNA polymerase II-specific
Source: RefSeq, a predicted model, not a curated record
CCUCUUGAAAAUCCGAAAAGGAAAAGAGGACGGGGAGGGAGGGGAAGAAAAAAAGGAAAGAAAUUCAAGCACUUGAGGGAAGAAGCGGUGGCUAGAAGGAGGGAAAAGAGCAGAGAGACUGUGCAAGAAGGAAGGAGGAGGAGAAGCGGCAGCGCUCGCAGCUGGGCAGAAGCCGGGACCAUGCAGAUUCCAGCCGGGCUUUGCUGAGCGGGGCAGCCCCGGACCCCCCAGCCAGACUCUUCUCGCUGCUCCAGGCUGCAGGCACCCCCAGACCGGCAUCGCCCCCCGCCCCGUCCAUCUUUCUUUUAAAACAAACCAAAACGAAACAAAACAAAAACAGACUGAGAUUUUUUUUUUUUUUAAACUCGUGCGUUUAAUCCGCUCCUGGUUUUUGAUUUUUUUUUUCUUGAUUUGCUUUUUUGCCCUUUAUCCUCAGCCCUCCACUUUUUCAUUCACCCCUAUUUUCGCUAUAUAGAUUUUUUUUUUUUUUACCAACCCCCACCCCCCACUACACGCCUCCUCGAGCGAUCCCCCUACCGCUCCCCCCCCCACCCCCCCCGCCCCCCAAUUCGCUAACUUGUGGCUGUUGUGAUGCGUAUUCCCGUAGAUCCCAGCACCAGCCGGAGGUUCAGCCCCCCCUCCAGCAGCCUGCAGCCCGGCAAGAUGAGCGAAGUCAGCCCGGUCGUAGUAGCCCAACAGCAGCAGCAGCAACAGCAGCAGCAGCAGCAGCAGCAGCAGCAGCAGCAGCAGCAAGAAGCGGCGGCCGCCGUGCCCAGGCUGCGCCCCCACGAUAACCGCACCAUGGUGGAGAUCAUCGCUGACCACCCCGCCGAGCUGGUCCGCACCGACAGCCCCAACUUCCUCUGCUCCGUGCUGCCCUCGCACUGGCGCUGCAACAAGACCCUCCCGGUGGCAUUCAAGGUGGUGGCCUUAGGAGAAGUGCCUGAUGGGACGGUGGUCACCGUCAUGGCUGGAAACGAUGAGAACUACUCUGCAGAGCUGCGAAACGCUUCUGCCGUGAUGAAGAACCAGGUGGCCAGAUUUAAUGACUUACGAUUUGUGGGCAGAAGUGGAAGAGGGAAGAGCUUUACUUUGACAAUAACUGUCCUGACAAAUCCCCCCCAAGUCGCUACAUACCACAGAGCUAUAAAGGUUACAGUGGAUGGGCCAAGGGAGCCAAGAAGGCACAGACAGAAGCUUGAUGACUCUAAACCUAGUUUGUUCUCUGAACGCCUCAGUGAUUUAGGGCGCAUUCCUCAUCCCAGUAUGAGAGUAGGGGUCCCGACCCAGAGCCCACGGCCCUCUCUGAACUCUGCACCAAGUCCUUUUAAUCCACAAGGACAGAGUCAGAUUACAGACCCCAGGCAGGCGCAGUCAUCCCCGCCAUGGUCCUAUGACCAAUCUUACCCAUCCUACUUGAGCCAGAUGACUUCACCGUCCAUUCACUCCACAACUCCCCUGUCCUCCACUCGAGGCACAGGACUUCCAGCCAUUACUGAUGUGCCCAGACGCCUCUCAGACUCAGACCCUUGCACACCUGAUGCUCCACCUGCUGCCACUUCACCACCAACCUCUGAAGAACCUGGACCUUUCACAGCUCCAGCAUCACCCUCCUCUUCCUCUGACACUGGUACUGCAUCAUUUUCACCACCGUUACCUGCCUGUGUUGCAGCCUUACAUCCCAAACCUCCUCCUAUUCCACCAUCAACAUCAGCUUCUGCUGCCACUGUUCACCCUGGACCCCCUUCUCUUCCCGCACCACCAACCUCUGCUCCAUCCCUGCACCCUGGACUUUAUUUGCCAGUAGUCCCACCUGGCAGUGCCACCCACCUCAUCAACUGGCUGCCCUUCCUCGCUUCUGCAACACUUGCCACCAUUCGAGGGAAGGAGGAAGACCAGCCACCCAUAAGAUCGGGCUCUCUGGAAGGCAUGAAGCGCUGCAGCAGCACCCCCCCACACCCUUCCCAUGACGGAAAUCCCCUGGCAGCACCUAUGGGAGACAGGGCUCCCGGGGCUGCUUCCUCACCGCCGGCUGCCCACGCCAUGCCCCCAAGCUCGGAGCAGGCGUCGGUGAAUGUGAGCGACAUCCUGGCAGAGCUGCGGACGAUGAACGGCCAUCUCUCCAUCAUCGCCCGAGCCCUGACGCAGCUGGCAUCGUCUCUGGCACCACAGCAGGACACGCGUGGCACCCCACCUCCUUAGUGCGGGGCUCUGCACCUGCUCACCUGGCUGGUAGGGGCUGGUGUUUGCAGGGGGCAGGAGGUUGGGUGGAGGAAAGAGACCCUACCCAAACCUGCCCAUACUGUCUGUGCCAGUUAGCUGUGUUCUCUGACACUGACCACGUCUCCCCAGUGGGUUUUUCUGUUUGUUUGUUUAUCUGCUCCUUGUAAAUGGCUGCAUAUAUUAAAAAAUAGUUUUGUGGUCUUGUUAA